Conger conger (European conger) is the source of this 2097-nucleotide messenger RNA. Its product is annotated as glucose-6-phosphatase catalytic subunit 1-like. Gene Ontology annotation, biological process: gluconeogenesis; glucose 6-phosphate metabolic process. Bases 67 to 1134 code for a protein of 355 amino acids. Gene Ontology annotation, molecular function: glucose-6-phosphatase activity. The record is from RefSeq and is a predicted model, not a curated record. The transcript has 5 exons. Gene Ontology annotation, cellular component: membrane. Lineage: Eukaryota; Metazoa; Chordata; Actinopteri; Anguilliformes; Congridae.
CAGUCUCCUAGUGUGAGUGACAUAAUUGUACUGAGCAGCAAUAAAUAUAUAGCAUACAGCCAAAAAAUGAAUACAGCCAUGGACGCCCUGCACAACUUUGGGGUGACCUCGACGCAUUACCUGCAGACCCACUAUAAGGACGCCCAGAGCUGGUUCCUCUUCGUGUCAUUUGCUGCGGACCUCAGGAACACCUUCUUUGUCUUCUUCCCCAUCUGGUUCCACCUGCGGGAGUCUGUGGGCAUCAAGCUCAUUUGGGUGGCUGUGAUCGGAGACUGGCUGAACCUGGUCUUCAAGUGGGUACUGUUUGGUGAACGUACUUAUUGGUGGGUCCAUGAAACACCCUAUUACAGCAAUGGGUCAGCGCCUCACAUCGAGCAGUUCCCCAUGACAUGUGAGACAGGCCCAGGUAGCCCAUCGGGUCAUGCAAUGGGAGCAGCAGGUGUAUACUAUGCCAUGGUCACUUCUAUAAUUGCCAUCCUUCUGAAGAGCAAGAGAAUGUCCAACUCCUUCAACUGGUGCAUGAAGGGCACACUGUGGGCGUUCUUUUGGGGAGUCCAGGUCUGCGUCUGUCUGUCCAGGGUGUUCAUCGCUGCACACUUCCCCCACCAGGUCGUUGCUGGGGUUAUCACAGGCAUGAUUGUGGCUGAGGCCUUCUCCAGAGUGCAGUGGAUCUACAGCGCCAGUCUGAAGAAGUACGUCUACAUCACCCUGUUCCUGCUCAGCUUUGCUGUGGGUUUCUACGUGCUGCUGAAGUUGCUGGGUGUGGAUCUGCUCUGGACCCUGGAGAAAGCAAAGAAGUGGUGUGUCCGUUCUGAGUGGGUCCACAUGGAUACCACACCCUUCGCCAGCCUGUUGCGCAACAUGGGCACUUUGUUUGGCCUGGGCCUAGGCCUGCACUCUCCCCUCUACACCGAGAGCAAAAAGGGCACCAGCGCCACCUUCAGGGGUGGCUGUAUCAUCGCCUCCCUGGUGCUGCUGCACCUGUUUGACUCCUUCAAGCCCCCCACCCACACUGCGGCCCUGUUCUACCUGCUGUCUUUCUGCAAGAGUGCCACCGUGCCCCUGGCUACUGUUAGCAUCAUCCCCUACUGUGUAGCAGGGGCUCUGAGCACCAACAGCAAGAAGCAGCUCUGAGCUGGAGGACUUGCAUGAGACUGAUUAUCUGAGGUCCUACUGAGGAGCUAGGUCUGAACUAUGAGUCAUCGUAAAGCAUUGAAUGGUCUUUACAGAUGCUUCAAUGUCACAGCAGUUCAAUACUGUCUAUACUUCCAGAACCCAAGAGCUCAGCUCAAGAACAGCACUUAGCUUGAGAUUGAGAGCCCAGUCAACACUCUGGAAGAUCUAGGAAAAUUCAUCAUUGACCUUAGGGCUGAAUAGUUCUCUCAUGCCUCACUCAAAUGACAGGAAAAAACAAGCUGGGAUCCCCGAUUGUAUGAUCCAGUACUGUCUUUACUGUAUAUGUUCUGAAUAAUAUGUGACCUCCGUGACCACGAAGAGUUCUGGACUCAGAUAAGCAACUGUGGAUAGGAUUCAUCAUUUCUUAUGCCUUUCACUACAACUGAUUUGUCAUUUCAGUGGCCAUCUUACUUUCUACUAUAGUGAAUACUAUAUUUAUUCCAAAAUCUGAGCCACACCCUGGGGCUUGUUUAAUUUAUUGGUGCUUUUAAAAAGAAAAACAACAUAUUGUUGGAAUUUGUAACAUGCAGACAUUAUGACUGCAGUUUAACUCCAUUAGCACUGAAUGCCAAUGAGAUCAGCCUCCUCCAUUGCCCAAGAGUCCAUAGUGAAAGCACUGGCAUAUCAGUAGUAAUGAUGUUGAUGUUGUUGACAAAUGUUGUUGUUUUUGGGUACAGAUUAAUGAGUCCAAGGUGUCAGGGCACAAACCCCACUGGAAAGAGUGGAGGGGUCCUUACCUGUCACCGCACAGCAUGAAACUGUGGAAAAGCUGAACUUAAGUUUUCAGGAGCCAUUUGACGUUGUUCAAGACUGUUCAAAUAUGUGGGGUUUUCCCUCAUUUUUAUUUUUAAAAAGAUGUUUGUUCUGUCAUAUUCUAUUUUUUAAUUAUUCCAGAUUAUUUAUAAUAAAAGGAUUGAAAUA